This is a messenger RNA of Pseudovirgaria hyperparasitica, 1621 nucleotides long. RefSeq lists its product as uncharacterized. NCBI's taxonomy places the organism in Eukaryota, Fungi, Ascomycota, Dothideomycetes, Acrospermales, Acrospermaceae. Gene Ontology annotation, biological process: transcription elongation by RNA polymerase II. The record is from RefSeq and is a predicted model, not a curated record. The transcript has a single exon. Gene Ontology annotation, cellular component: elongin complex; nucleus. Bases 396 to 1379 code for a protein of 327 amino acids.
CGAAUUAGCUCACACUAUCAAACACUGCCCAACGAGAUUAUCGAAUAUGCUACAGACACUCUUUUCCACUCUGCAAUAUUCCACAGAACCAUCUACCGGUGAAUACAUCAAAUUGUUGUCAGACACCAUAAGACUACAACAUUGCCAAACUCUCCCAGGCUUGAACACGCCUCCACAUUGCGACCACUCUGGAGAACAUUUCACCAGGCCAGACCAACUGUUGUUUUCUUCGGUUUUGUUGUCAUUUCUGUGCUUUGAACUGUAUUCAGUUUGACCUCGUUUGACAUUCGAUCUUCACACCUCAUCUAUCUACUUCGCAAUUCUCUGGCUAGAGGCGUCUACAUUUAAAUCGUAGAUAAAAGAACUCUCUACUCAGCCCGUGUGUCGUCAUCAAAAUGCCGGUCGCAUCUUUGACCAAACUAGCGCUAAGAGCAGUUGUCCGCAAUAUUACUGCUGUUGAUGACGUUGGUUCAUUGGAGUACGAAUGGUGCCAACCAUUUCUCAGGAAAAUUGAUAACCCGGAGCAACUAUACCGGCUUGAGCAGAACUGCCCGCAAAUUGCUGGCAAAGACGACGAGCUAUGGUUGGCAAUCAUCCGCAAGGAAAUUCCAAAUUAUCACAAAUAUCCAGAGGACCUCAAAGCGAGGGGACGCAAAAACUGGUACAAGUUCUACAAAUAUCUUCAAAAACAGGAGGCAGAGGCAGCUCAAAGAUCAAGUCAGAAUCUGGCUGAGCGACUCAAGCGUAUUGAAGACGAACGAAGUAUGGACAAAACUCAAUUUGUACCUGAAAGGAUCACUCAAGGCCCGAAGCGACGACGGACUACGCCCUUGAGACGUUCUACUCCAAGCAUCAUCAGCACCACAAGGAAGCCAUUUACUAAGGCUGCGAACUCAGUACCGCACAAGGUACCCAUCUCCUCCGACCUUAUAGCUCAACGUAAAGCCGCCAAGGAGGCACAGGAGAUGAAGAAAGUACCAAAGAUCCUCCAAAGCGAACCCAGCAGGCCUGCUCCAAAACGGAAGCUUUCCUUUGACGACGAAGAUGAAGACAUAUUCGGAGACUCCAUGGCAUCAAUAGAUGAACCAACGGCUACUCCUCCACGCAAGAUUGCAGUAUCCAAGACCAAACCCGUUCCAAUCAAGCGCAAGACUGUCUCUUACAUACCCCCACCACGUCGUAGUCCAACUGGCUUGACGCCGACGCCAUCACCACCGCCUCCUCAGAAAUCCUCCAACUUUACCGCAAACCUUUCUAAGACAGAUGUCUCAGGACAUAGGCAAACAUCACCGACGAAUUUGCCAGCCAGGCCGCUCAGGCGGAAGAAGAAAGACGUUAGCGUGUUCAUGCCUCCAAACCAGAGUCGCUUUAAAAGGUGACCGCAAGUUAAUUUUACGAAACUCUAUGCAUAUUAGCGAUCUAUUGAAGUAUACUUUAGCGUUCCGGGCCUUGAUAUGAGCUAGGCAUGUUAUCUCUGUUUCAGUCCAUCAAAUAAGGGUUAUGAUUUAAAUGAAAGUACCUGUUAUGAGCAAUGGUAAAUGAUUCAUAGCUCUCUGCUUCGAAGCCUUCGACACUUGUCAGCCGAUUGCAUAGAUUGCGCCGUAGUUGAGCAAGGACAGAU